AUGAAGCCUUACCGCGAGCUUCUGCCUGCUAAUGCGAGCUUUGUGGACGAUACCGACCUAGCAGAGGCGUCAUCUACUUCCUCCAUCUCGAGUAGCAAGAAGCGUGCUCCGCAGACCAAGGUGGCAUGUUCUGCCUGCCGCCGCAAGCGAACGAAGUGCGAUGGCCGUCGGCCUGUAUGCUCGACCUGCGCCGCCACGGUUCGCCGGCCAGCUGAGGAAUGUGAGUAUGACGUCGACCCUGACCUUACUCGAACGGCUGCUCUCAAGAAGAAGAACAGCGACCUUCUUCGCCGUAGCCGUCUCUUGGAACAGCUCUUCCAUCUACUGACUCUACGCACCGAAGAUGAGUCAAUCGCAAUCAUUCGCCGAAUGCGUACGACCAAUCUGGACGAGGAUAUUGAAAACCUGAUCAGCUUCAUCAAGAGCGGUGAUCUGCUCAUGAUGUUUCACUCUGCAGAGUCCGGUUCCAAAGACGUCGAAGCUAUCAACCCUGCCGCUGCUGGAGACGUGGACUCCGGCGCAGCGCGUACCUCGUCCGACGAAGCUACUGCACUGCUUGAGACUUUGUGA
Molecule: messenger RNA, 570 nt
Organism: Verticillium nonalfalfae
Lineage: Eukaryota; Fungi; Ascomycota; Sordariomycetes; Glomerellales; Plectosphaerellaceae
Exons: 1
Coding region: 1-570 (189 amino acids)
Biological process (GO): regulation of DNA-templated transcription
Molecular function (GO): DNA-binding transcription factor activity, RNA polymerase II-specific; zinc ion binding
Source: RefSeq, a predicted model, not a curated record